AUGGACUUCACGACCAUCCUGAACCGAAAGAACUCUGCCGCCGCCGCAGCCGCCGCCGCAGAAGCACAACUACACCAGCAGUACCUGCAAAACGCACAGAUGAAUCAACCAACCAUGAAGGCGGAACCAGGAGCUUCGGAUAACCCUGUUAACGCAUACCCGCCUCAUCCUCCCCCCGGUGUCCCUAUGGAUCAAGGACUCGCCGAGUCCUUUUACUACGGGCAACCCCCGGGGCGACUCCUCGGAACAUGGGCUAUGUCCCUGGUGGAUAUGCCGGUGAACCGCAGAUGCAGCAACCACCGAUGCCUUCUGGAAGGACCGGUGGUGACGCGCCCCCGAAGACUUUCCACUGCGGGACCUGUAACAAGGGAUUUGCUCGGCGCAGUGAUCUCGCUCGACAUGCGAAUCCAUACCGGAAUUAGACCACAUGCCUGCGACUGGCCUGGCUGUGGGAAGCAAUUCAUCCAACGCUCGGCUUUGACGGUACACUCGCGAGUACACACCGGCGAGAAGCCUCACAUGUGUGAGCGAUGCGGCAAGCCCUUCAGCGAUUCCUCAUCACUCGCCCGCCACCGUCGUAUCCAUUCUGGCAAGCGACCCUACAAGUGCCCAUACGCCAACUGCCAAAAGACGUUCACGCGCCGUACAACUCUCACCCGUCAUCAAAAUCAUCAUACUGGAACUAUUGAGGAGGCAGCUGCCGAGACGGAGGCCAAUCUGCGCCAAAACAAGGAUCGCGGUCGUGGGCCCGAGGGAAUGUUCCCAGAUCAUACUUCGAUCCACUCUACUCCAUCACCUGCUCAGCACGCGUCCAUGUCGCCUGGUGGAGAUCUGCCACCGCUGACGAUGCAUCGAUCGGCCGGUGAUUAUUACAUGGGCAGCGGGCCAAUCCCUCCCCAUGUUCGAGGCGACUUCUCUCAAGGCAGUCCCCGUGCUUCUCCCACAGCCACCUCUCCAUCACUUUCGAGCUUUGGUAGUGCGCCCCAUGCUCGGCCGUCAAUGACCUCGAACCCGUACGGUCCUCCGCAACCACUCGAGCCCCCGGCGAACAGCGACCACCGACCCAACAGCGUCACCGGCAGCCCACACAUGACUAGCCUGGGUUGGGCUUCUCCCUCUCACGGCAGUAUGCCUUCGCCGGGAUCGGCCAAUGACUUUGCCUAUCCUGAACCUACUGGCCCUGCGUACCCGAGCUCGAUGCCUCCUCACAUGUACUUCCCCAACUCCACUAUCCGUCGACCCACUAGCACCGAGCCAGACAACUAUGAGACCAAGUCCCGAAUGGGCGAUCAUACUUGGUCGACCCCCGUAUGA
This is a messenger RNA of Penicillium daleae, 1314 nucleotides long. RefSeq names its product putative C2H2 finger domain protein. The coding region runs from base 1 to 1314 and encodes 437 amino acids. Lineage: Eukaryota; Fungi; Ascomycota; Eurotiomycetes; Eurotiales; Aspergillaceae. Gene Ontology annotation, molecular function: DNA-binding transcription factor activity, RNA polymerase II-specific; RNA polymerase II cis-regulatory region sequence-specific DNA binding. Gene Ontology annotation, cellular component: transcription regulator complex; PcG protein complex. Gene Ontology annotation, biological process: regulation of transcription by RNA polymerase II. The record is from RefSeq and is a predicted model, not a curated record. The transcript is spliced from 3 exons.